Entrophospora candida is the source of this 2727-nucleotide messenger RNA. Lineage: Eukaryota; Fungi; Glomeromycota; Glomeromycetes; Entrophosporales; Entrophosporaceae. The record is from the annotation of a GenBank genome assembly.
AUGAAUGAACCCACAAAAAAUAAAAAGAUACAACAACAACAAGGUUAUACAUCAUCGUCAAUAACAACGACCAUUAUAAAAGUUAAAAAUAUUUUUUUACCUUUACAAGAAUUCUAUAAUAAAGAAUUUAUCAAUUACUAUUUAGAAUUAUCUAGGAUUGUGAUUGCUAAAUUAUUCAAUCAUUAUGGCAAUGACGACGACGAUGAUGAUCAAGAUUUUAUUAUUAUCAAUUUGUUGGUUGAUAUUAUAGAAAAAGAAGAAGAGAAGGAUGCAGAAAUUAAAGAUUACCUCAACACCAUCAUUAACAUCAACAGCAUUAUCAAUGGUGACGAUAAUAUCAAUAAAUCUAUUAAAUACAAAUUUAUUAAAAAUGCUAUUUAUCAAACAGUUAAUCAAAGAUUUAAAAUUCAUCUUGAUAAACAAAAGAAUGAUCCGACCUCGCUAUUGAAUGAGCUGAAUUUUAUUUUCGAUGAUUUAAAAAUUAUUAAAAAAAAAAUUUAUCCAAAAUUUCCAAAAAAUUUUGGUAUUUUGGAACAUUUUAUUUAUGUUUAUAACAAAAAUAUCUAUAAUUAUAUACAUGAUAUAGUCUAUGAUGACGACAAUAGUCUAAAUAAUAAUAGCUUAAGUCUAAAUAAUCGCUUAUUUAAUAACAGUCUAAAUAACAACAGAAAUCUAAUUGACAACAAAAAUCUAAUUAACAACAGAACAAAUCUAAUUGACAACAGAAACCUAAUUGACAACAGGGACAACAGAAAUAAUUUUGAAUAUUUAAACCCAAGCGAUGACCUAAGCGUUAGUUUAAUUAAAACUAUUUUAAUCUUCUUGAAUGAUUAUUAUUUUUUCUUUAGUAAUAAUUUAGAAGAAUUUCAAAUAUUUAAGAAAUGUUACAAUUCAAAAAGUUUUGAGAAUUCGAUCAUUGAACAUAUUAUAGAUGUUUAUAUAUCUAUAGUGGACAAGAAGUUAACCGAGUGGUUAAAGGGUUUUAUCGAGCUUGAAAUAAAAGGUUUUAAUGAACGUGAUAAUAAUAACAAUAGUAAUAAUACACAACCCAAUAAUAAAUUAGCAUUAAAUAAUACAAACAUCUUAAUAAAGAUAAUGAAACAGUUGAAUGUUAAUGAUUCGGUGAUAGAAGACAAUUAUUUGGAUUUAAUCACCAAAGAAUAUGAUAAACAUAAAAAUAAUUUAGAGAUAAAUGAUGGAUUUAUAGAAUAUAUUAUAGCAAUAUUGAAUGAUAGAAUAUCAAUUAAGAAUAACUUCACUAAUGAAAUAAAUUAUUACAAUAUCUUCAAUGAUAAUAAUAAUUUUAUCGAUAAAACCAUAGGAAUAUUAAUAAAUAUAAUAUUUCAUGAUAUCAACAAAAUCUUUGCUAAAUUACACACUAAAUUAUGGUAUCAGAGUGACUUGAUGGCCAUUAUCACUGCUACACUCAAGGAUUAUGUAGACGAUUGUGACAUUAUGGAUUAUAAUUUUGAUCUUAGUCAACUAACCGUACUACAAUUCAAAGAAAGGCUUGCCAUUCCAACAACUAUACCUGCUAAUAAAAUGAGAUUAGUUUACUCAGGAAGAGUAUUAAAAGAUGAAGACUUGGUAGAAAGUUACGGUGUCAAAGAAGGACAUACAAUACAUGUUGUUCGAAGUGCUGCUAAUCGUGCUGCUGAACAAGCUGCAAAUUCUUCAACGAACAACAAUUCUAGGAAUCCCAAUAACAAUCCAUCAAUAAAUCCAUUUACUUUGAAUCUUUUGGGCUUGGGUGGAAGCUUUGACCAAGAUGUAAUGAGAAAUAUGAUGAAUUCUCCAAUGAUUAGACAUUUACUUUCUAAUCCUGAAAUAGUAAGAUCUAUGGUCAUGCAAAAUCCAGCAAUGAGACAAAUGAUUGAAAGAAAUCCUGAAAUUGGUCACAUCAUUAAUGAUCCAUCUUUUAUUCGUCAGACAAUGGAUAUGGCAAGAAAUCCUGAAUUAAUGAGGGAAAUGAUGAGAAAUAAUGAUCGAGCUUUAGCAAACCUUGAAACUAUACCUGGAGGUUUUAAUCACCUACGGAGAAUGUAUCACACACUACAAGAACCACUUGAAUCUGCUGGUCGAAAUAAUGAACAAUUAUCAGAGGCAGCUAAUCAACGUCUUGCCCAAAUUUUAAAUGUUGAAAAACCACCAGAGGGCCGUAUAAAUACCACGCCAUUACCAAAUCCAUGGGCUCCAAGGAAUAACAAUAAUCUUGGAAGUUUAGGCGGGAUAACAUCAUCAGGAAAUGUAACAAAUCCUUUUGGUGGAAUACCAUCUUUUAGUUUAAUGGGAUUUCCACCUAAUCAAGCACCUUUUCAAUCUUUAUCUACCAAUACUAAUAACAGAUUACCAAAUAGUAAUUCGCAAUUAAAUAACGGAUCAUCGGCACCAACUAAUAAUACAUCAUCACAACCUUCUUCCACGAAUGGUCUUCCACAGAAUUUCCCUAGCGUUAGAUUUUCAUCACAUCCACGGAGUUUACCAACAUCUUCUAAUCCUGAUUUUAUUAGGUUUCAACAAAUAAUGCAACCAACAUCGACCACGUCAACAACGCCACAACCUAUCAAUCAAUCAUCCGAACCUCCUGAGGCUCGUUUCCGAGAACAACUUCGAAAUUUAAAAGAUAUGGGAUUUAUGGAUCAAGCUGCAAAUAUUCGUGCAUUACUUGCUGCUGGUGGUGAUGUUAAUUCUGCAGUAGAUUUACUUUUACAAAAUUCAAAUUUAUAA